UACACACAUCAAGUGUUGGUGUUGGUGAUACAAUUGCUCGCGCUGCACCAUCACUGUAAUAUAUAUAUAUAUAUAUAUAUACACAUCAAGUGUUGGGGUUGGGGUUGGGGUUGGUGAUACAAUUGCUCGCGCUGCACGAUUAGAGAGACAAGAAAAAUGGAAGCUACUGCUACAGCAUUUCUUUCCUCUGCUCCUCGCUUGAUGGUCUCCACCACUUCAAUACCUCCACUUCUUUUCCCACAAAAUCUGAAUCACAGGAAUUUACUGUUACUACCAUCAUCAAAUUCUCAAAGUAGCAGCAUUUGUUUGAAUCGCAGGAGCUUAAUCUUUUGCUCAAGGGCUUCCUUAAGAGGGAAUUUGGAGGUCACCGGAGUUCCAACGUCAGUACCAGUUCGAGUGGCACACGAGCUUCUUCUUGCUGGACAUCAUUAUUUGGAUAUAAGGACUCCAGAAGAGUUCAGUGAAGAACAUGCAGAUGGAGCUAUUAACAUCCCUUACAUGUACAGAGUUGGAUCAGGGAUGACAAAGAACCUCAAAUUUGUGGAGGAAGUAUCAUCUCAUUUUAGAAAACAUGAUGAAAUCAUUGUUGGGGGCAAGAGUGGUAAGAGCUCCAUCAUCGCUGCAACUGAUCUUUUGGCUGUUGGAUUUACUGCCAUCACCGACAUUGCUGGGGGGUAUGAUGCUUGGACACACAAUGGACUUCCAACUGAAUGAGGACGAUGAUGAUUGCAUGUACAUGGAUUCUAUAUCUAAUAACUCAAUUAAGUAAAAAAUAAUUGACCCACACCCACCCACGUAGUACAAAAGAGAUCCUAGUGGGAAAGCAUAUUAUGGGCAUGGUUGAUUGAUGUUGUAUAAAGAAAAAAAGUCAUUGCAGAAUCUGUAUCGGAUAGCAAAUACAUUCUCGAUCGACUUUGUACAUACAUCCUCUUUGUAGAGCCACUUCCUGGUUCAAUAAAAAUUUCUAGAUGUUGUUUCUGA
Molecule: messenger RNA, 981 nt
Organism: Tripterygium wilfordii
Lineage: Eukaryota; Viridiplantae; Streptophyta; Magnoliopsida; Celastrales; Celastraceae
Product: thiosulfate sulfurtransferase 16, chloroplastic-like
Exons: 7
Coding region: 157-714 (185 amino acids)
Source: RefSeq, a predicted model, not a curated record